Messenger RNA from Acipenser ruthenus (sterlet), 4537 nucleotides. RefSeq names its product ceramide kinase-like. Lineage: Eukaryota; Metazoa; Chordata; Actinopteri; Acipenseriformes; Acipenseridae. The coding region runs from base 338 to 1984 and encodes 548 amino acids. The record is from RefSeq and is a predicted model, not a curated record. The transcript has 13 exons. Gene Ontology annotation, molecular function: kinase activity.
UCCCAGACAGGUGAUUUCCGAGACAGGUUUAGUUGAAGUAUAUUCAUCUUGGUCUAUUAGGACUUGGCGCACUCAAAAAACUCAAAAAAAUCGUUUUUAAUGGGUAUUAUUAAACCAACGAUUAUUACGUUUUUAUUUCGGUGUGUGUAAAAACCAAAAAAAAAACAGUCGAACCAAGGACGUGUGUUUAUAUAUUUAUGUAUGUAUGUAUUUAUUUACAAGACGUUGUUUUAAAUAGGCUUCAGAGGCCGCGACAAAUACACGCUUUCUUUUCAUUUCUCUCGCUCUUUAUUUAUAUAUAUUUUUGAAUUACGGUUUUUUGUUUUUUUUUUCAACUAUGGAAUCGUUUUCAUCCACACUAAAAAUCGGGAAGAAAAACUACUCCGGGCUGCUCAGUUGGCGGCUGUUCAAAUGGACAGAACUGAACAAGAGGAACGAAGAGAAAACAGCGUGUGUGGAGAGGGUGCCGGUGGAGGAGAUUGUGGGGGUGCAGGCAGGAAGGCUGGAGCUGCUGCCUGAGAAAAGGGUUGAGGAAUCAGAGACAGAGUUCACCGUGUUGUAUGUGAGGCGUGUGCGCGGUGCUCAGCGCUGGUCUCUCGGACGCACCGUAUUCACCGCGCCGGACCCCGAGCUGAGAGACCGCUGGGUGCAGAACCUGAGACACAGCACUGAGAAAUACAGCGAGGAUCGUCCGAAGAAUCUGCUGGUUUUCAUCAACCCGUUCGGGGGUCGCCAGCAAGGUCGCGAGGUCUACCGGACCCAGAUUGCACCCCUGUUUGAGCUGGCGGGGGUCAGAGCCCACGUACUGGAAACUGAACGAGCCAAUCAUGCGAGAGAUUACAUUCUGAAGAAGGACCUUACUGGGUUUGAUGGGCUGGUGUGUGUGGGCGGGGACGGAAUGUUCAGCGAGCUGAUGCACGGCCUGAUUGGUCGAACGCAGUGGGAGGCAGGAAUUUCGGAACAUGACCCCGAAGCGACCCUGGAGAGCUCCUCACUCAGAAUCGGAAUCAUUCCAGCAGGCUCGACGGACUGUGUGUGUUUUGCCACUGUGGGAGUGAAUGAUCCCAUCACCUCCGCACUGCACAUUAUUAUUGGAGACAGCCAGCCCCUGGACGUGUGUUCCGUGCAUCACAAGAAGAGGCUGCUGAAAUACUCUGUCUCAUUGGUGGGCUACGGUUUCUAUGGAGACGUGCUGGCAGACAGCGACAGACACAGAUGGAUGGGACCAAUCAGAUACGACUACUCAGGUUUAAAGAUGUUUCUGAGCAAUCGCAGUUAUAAAGGCACCGUGCGCUUCCAGCUGGCUGAGUCACAGAGUUCGAACCCGCGCGACAACACACGCUGCAGAACCGGGUGUAUGGUUUGCUCCGAGUCGACGGAGAGACUCUGCAGUCUGGUGGAUUCUGCCUUUGAUUCUCUUUCCAGAGCCAGCCUGAGCGAGUCCCAGGUCUCGUCCUGUUCAGUCUCGCUCCCUGGGGAGUGGAGGUCAGUUUCCGGCUCCUUCAAGGCGGUCAACCUGACCUGCAUGUCCAGCGCUUGUCCCAAGAGUCCCGGCGGACUGUCACCAAGUGCCCACCUCGCAGACGGAACUGCCGACCUCAUCCUGGUUCGGGACUGCGGGAGAGCAGAGUUCCUUAAGCACCUGAGCAGACACACCAACAACAAGGACCAGUUUGACCUGCCCUUUGUCGAUGUGUAUCGCGUGACUGCUCUGCACUUCUCCCCUGAAAAUGAAGAAGAGGAUGAGAAUGAAGGGAUGGAGACAGAGGAAGGAACGGAGGGCAGCAAGCGCAAGACGAGCAGCUUCCUGUCUGGGCUCUGCAGCACGCCCCCUAGCCGCUCAAAGUGGAACUGCGACGGGGAGCUUGUAACUCACACUGCGAUCCACGCACGGGUCCACUGCCAGCUGAUCAGGCUCUUCGCUCGGGGAAUUGAAUCAUCGCAUGGAAAGAGGAGAGGAUCUCGUCUGAUGUACUAUAAAUGACCGGGUUACUCCGUGCAAACACACAGACAAACCCUGAAGAAAACUCCUGAACGAGAGGGAGAGGGAGAGGGAGAGGGAGAGGGAGAGGAGUCCGUUCAGCCCCUCGGAGCUCAUCCGGUUCUGAGCAUCUGAUUGAUCUCAGAACCUUUUCAAGUCGGGUCUUAAAGGAUACAAAUGAGAGGGAGAGUGUCUAUUUGUAAUAAUAUAAUAAUCUCUCUAUAUAGCGCCUUUCAUAGUGGACCCCCCCAUCACAAAGCGCUUUACAGAGGCAGGCUGUGAACUGUGCAUUAUAUGCAGAGUCACUUCCAAUAGGACGUUGAUUUAACAUCUCAUCCGUGGGACGGAGCACAAGGAGGUGAAGUGACUCGCUCAGGGUCACGCACAGGGAGUCAGUCAGUGGCAGAGGUGGGAUUUGAACCAGUGACCUUCUGGUGAUAAGCCCUGGACUUUAACCACUGGACCACAGAGCCUCUGAGCAGCUAUGAAAGACCCAUUCAAAUACCACCGAGUUCACAGGCAGAGCUAGCAGCGUGAUGGGUACGUAACAGCAUGUGCAGAAUGGCAAAUUAACAGGCAGUCAUGUAAAUAAUUCACUGUGAAUUCACAUGGCUACAUGAUAUAUUGUAACAGAGGUAAGUCUGAGAGAGAAUGUAUUCAUCCCAGCUUUAAAACAUUAUCACUGUUAUCGUUUAUUACUUCUAAAGUAAAUGCAAGCACGAUAUAUUUGCAGAUGUUGUUACCAAAAAAAAAUUACUGAGGUUUAAGUAGAUUUGUAUUAUUAUUAUUAUUAUUAUUAUUAUUAUUAUUCUUUUAGAAAGUGAAUCUUCUUUUUAUUUAGUUUGCCAGAGUUCUAGGAAAUCAAAUGAACAAAAGGCAAAUUGUUUUAAUUAAAUGUAUCCGUUUAGAAAUUAAGAAUGCGUUGAUUUAUAAACGAGGAGUCAGCUGGCUGGCUGUGUCUCUGGUAGGAUAGAGAAUCACUAACCGUUACUAACUUUUACAUUUUUUUUUUUUUUUUUUUUAGUUUUUGUUUAAAAACUGUUUUCAUAGUUUUAAGCACUUAAGGAGUUUUCUUUCUUGAAAUUUAAAAUGAUUUUUUUAAUGUUCAGAACAAUGUAAAUUAUUGAAUGUAGUAAACUAACACAGACACCACGAAGAAGGGAUUAUAUUGUAGCGUCAAACUGAACAGGAUUGUGGGGCUCUGUCUGUCUGUCUGUCUGUCUGUCUGCAGCUUUAAUGAAACUAAACUCUCUUCAGAAUGUAGUAAACUAACACAGACACCAAGAAGAAGGGAUUAUAUUGUAGCGUCAAACUGAACAGGAUUGUGGGGCUCUGUCUGUCUGUCUGUCUGUCUGCAGCUUUAAUGAAACUAAACUCUCUUCAGAAUGUAGUAAACUAACACAGACACCACGAAGAAGGGAUUAUAUUGUAGCGUCAAACUGAACAGGAUUGUGGGGCUCUGUCUGUCUGUCUGUCUGUCUGUCUGUCUGUCUGUCUGUCUGUCUGCAGCUUCAAUGAAACUAAACUCUCUUCAGAAUGUAGUAAACUAACACAGACACCAAGAAGAAGGGAUUAUAUUGUAGCGUCAAACUGAACAGGAUUGUGGGGCUCUGUGUCUGUGUGUCUGUCUUCCUGUCUGUCUGCAGCUUUAGUGAAACUAAACUCUUUUCAGAAUGUAGUAAACUAACACAGACCCCAAGAAGAAGGGAUUAUAUUGUAGCGUCAAACUGAACAGGAUUGUGGGGCUCUGUCUGUCCCACAUUUUUAUAAUUUUAAUAAUAUUCUCCUUUUCAGGAAAGCUGCUUUUGAAAUGUAAUUUCAUUUGGGAUACAAACCCUCUUGUUUUAAAUUCUUUGUUAGAAGAAAAAAAAAUAAUUCAUGUAUUACAGAGUCUAACUAAUGGAAAACAUGGUCAGAUUGAAAAUGACUGUGCAAAUAUACCAUGGUAAACUUUAACAAACAUUUUUGUACAACUGUGGCCAAAAGUUUUGCAUCCUCUCCCCCUAUAUAAUGAACUCAUUUUGCUUCUUAAAGUCAAUUCAAACCUGCUGAAUAAUGUUAUUAUUAUUAUUAUUAUUAUUAUUAUUAUUAUUAGUUUAUUUAGCAGACGCCUUUAUCCAAGGCGACUUACAGAGGCUAGGGUGUGUGAACUAUGCAUCAGCUGCAGAGUCACUUACAACUACGCCUCACCCGAAAGACGGAGCACAAGGAGGUGAAGUGACUUGCUCAGGGUCACACAGUGAGUCAGUGGCUGAGGUGGGAUUUGAACCGGGGACCUCCUGGUUACAAGCCCUUUUCUUUAACCACUGGACCACACAGCUGCCUUAUUACAGACAUUCUACAGACGAACAAACAAGAUAAUGAAUGAAUGAAUGGUCUUUUUAUGCAGCUAAACAUUUGACCCCAGCCCUGAAGUUGUAUUGCUGAAGUGUUAUUGUUGUUAUUGUUAUUAUUCUGUUUUAUUUUCAGACUCCCUUGUAUAGGGAUGGGGCACAUUUUAAGGAUUUCUUUACUGACAGAUCUCUUGUCAUGUUAAAUAAAAGGCCAUGUUUUAAA